AUAAAACAAAAUCUGAAAGUUUCAGACUUUCAAAACCCUUUUAUAGGGUUUCUGAUUGGAAGAGAAGGAAUUUGAAUUUCUUGGUAUUUCUGGCAACAAUGGAGGAAGCAAAUAUUGAAACCGGAAAACCCUCGCAAACUCUAAUCGCUUUCCCUCCUCACUGUCGAAGACACCUCAAGAGCGGAACGUACCGUACCUUGGUUCGAAUACUAUCUCACUGCUACGACGAGUCCCAGCAUUCAGCUGCCGAUCAAAAUGUACCUCAAGAACUUGAUCAAGAUAAUGGCAGCAUCGAACCAGUGCAAGCAACUGAAAAAGAAGUGCUGGAGAAUGUUGAAUUGGUUGGUCCUGGCAGUUUGGGGCCUAAGAAUUCGGCAGCUGAAGAAGUCAGAGUGCCUGAUGAGAGUUGUAAUCCUAAUGAUUUUCAGGAACAAUUAGAGCAGAUAGAGAGUAUACUGAACGUGGCAGAAAAUGAGGAUUUUUCAAAACUGAACGAAGUGAUGGACAUCGAAAAUAUCCUUGCAAUUGAUUUUCAAGAUAUGGAUUUCAAUCCUGAGCAGAUUCUGAUGGAUGAGCCAGAGCGGAUGGCGAAAGGAAACGAAGACGACACUCAUAGACCCUCAGCCACCUCAUUGGACCAGAACCAGAGUGGCAGUGAUAAGGUUGCAUUGUUGACUAACCAAGAAGAACAUGAUGCAACAGUGAUAUAUGAAAGUUCGGUUCAAAUGGUUUCUGGAACACUUGAUUCAUCUUUACAUACUGUCGCGGUGGGUGAAAGUUCAAAUCAAAGAGAGUCUAAUGAACAAAAUUCCUUUUUGAUGACUAACAGAUUGGAUGUAGAGCCUAUAAUGCAACAGAAAGCAAUGGAACUAGAGACUUAUGUAUCUUCCGAAGGUGCAAAGGAAUCUUUUAUUCCCAUUACUGAAGUUGGAGCGAUUAAGGAGCCAGAAAACUUUAGUCAAAAGGUCCCUGACUCCUUUGAUUUCUCUUUAAAUAAGGAUAUGGUUGCUGAAGCUUCAAAGCCUACUGAGUAUAGCAAAGACAAAAGUUCUUCACGGGUAAAUAAUGAUUUAGAAGUAGAACAUGAAAUGCAGCAAAAGGAUAAGGAACUGGAGGAAAUAGUUUGCACCAGAACGGCAAUAAGUUCUCCCAGCCAUAUGAGUGAAGAUAUUGAAGAGGGAGAAAUUUCUAGUGACGAUGGGAUGGAUGACAGAUCGAAUGAUGUGCUUUUGCAUGAUACAGUAGUGUUGGAGGAAAAGAAAGUUCCGGAGGUGCAGAUAUUUAAAGAUGUACUUGAUAGAAAAGUGCACUCUUGUACGGUAGCAAAUGACAAAGAUUUUGGCUUCAAUUCCUUUCUGGUGGACAUGGUUGACGAAGGCAAAUUUGAUAGAGGGGCGGAACUCAUAGAAAGUAGUAGAACUGAGAUGAUUCCUAGACUAGGGGUUGUUGAGGGUAAAAAUGUGAAAGCCUUAAAGGUAGAUGACUCUAAUCCAUUGCUAGAGGGUGGAAGAAUUGAAAUGCAAGAUAAUGGAGUGAGGGUGGGUAUUGGAUGUCCAGAAGCCGGACACCAUGGAAUCACAUCUGAAGAAAAGUGGGAUGAUGGUGCCUGUAAUAAAAGAAAGCGUGGUCCUCCGACAAAGGAAAAGAAAGAAAAAAAAAAGGCUAAAGAACGAAAGAAAAGAGCGGAAAAGAACAGGGAACUUGGUGUUAAAAGGCUGAAGCUGCAUCCAAUACAGAAAGCAAAAACUGUAGCAUAUUGCCGCCAUUUUGUGAGGGGAAGGUGCCAUGAGGGUGACAAGUGCAAAUUUUCACAUGAUACAGUGCCUUUAACAAAAUCCAAGCCCUGCGUCCAUUUUGCUCGUCAGUCAUGCAUGAAGGGUGAUGACUGCCAAUACGAUCAUGAGCUCUCCAAGUAUCCCUGUAACAAUUUUAAAGAAAAUGGUUUCUGCAGCAGAGGUGAUCGUUGUAUGUUUUCACACACGAUGCCAUCCAAUGAAGACAGUGCAACUGCUGCUUGUAAACCUGAAUUGAAGCCUCCUAUGGUGCUGAAUAAUUCCAGAUCUCAACAAGCAAACACUGGUGGUGCCUCCCAGCAGAAUGUCCAUGCUUCAGCCUACUCAAUGGGGAUCCAUUCUCGCAAUAAUACUAGACAGAAUGUGACACAGACUGUUUUGAAACAACCUGAACUAGCUAACAAAGGAAUUAGCUUCCCCUCUAUUCCGAAAUCAUCGUUGGUUCAUUCCAGUAUGUCUAAACAAGAAGGCUUAGCCCCAGAUAGGAAUACUGGUGCCAAAGCUGGGAACCAGAUAGAUCAAAGUCCAUUCAGUUCUGUUCAAAAUUCCACCGUGAUUUUAAAGAGAACUCCACCAGUAACCGCUCCUAGAGGAAUAAAUUUUUUAUCAUUUGGCAAGGCUUCACCAGAUGAUGCAAGGGGUAAAAACCAAGUCAGCAGUCAGACAAGCCCAAGUGUGUCAGAGACUGUCAAAAACUUGAAUGGGAUGCUAAAGGCUAAUCAAUCAGCUGCACCGCAGGGAACACACUUUAAUCCUUUCGGGAAAUCUUCGGUGGCUAGUUCUAGUAGUGAGAAACCGGUUAGCUUGCCUUCAUUUUGGAAUAAUGGUAGCAAAAUUGAUUCCUGUGAGAGUCAAAAUACAGCUGAUAAACCUCAAAAUUCAAGCGAAAUCUCAUUGAGGCUGCCACCUUCUCCACUUACUUCAGGUCAAUCUUCAGAUCACAUAGCAUCCAGGUUUUGUAAAGAUACAGCAAAUUCAUUCCAGAGGGGACUCUUUUCUACCCUAGCAUUUGCAGCAAAGUAUAAAACCCAAAACAUGAACCAGUCAUUUGGCUCUAUUGGUGCUCAAGUUGAUAAGGAAACUAGGAAUAACAAUGCAGAAUUGAGUGACAAGAAGGGUCCCCUGCAACCAGAAUCAAGAUUGUUAUUUGUUCAGUUUGGUCAAAUACACCAGAAAAAGUACAAAGCUAUUAGGUGGCAUCUCGCUUGCCCUUUGCCUGCACAUGUAGCAAGUCACUCACUCGUAUAAUUUCAGCAGCUGUCAGCAAGGUACAGUUUGCAAUUUUCUUGUGUACACUAUUGUAAGUAAUAUUUCCUUAUAUGUUCUUUAAGAGGCAGUUGAGUGGCUAACAGGUAAAGGCUAACUUUAAUUCUUUUGUUGUUUUAUUUUAUUUUUCAAAAGGAAUUUAUAGGAAUUUGAUGGCUUCAAUAUAAUGGAUUUUGGUGACUGAGGAUCUUCUUCAUUGAAUGAAUUUCAGCCUGGCUAAACUUUUGUAACUGUAAAUCGAUUAUACUCGAUGGAUACCAAUCUCAUGUGACUGCCAUCUUAACCUUGUUCUUGUCGCUUUCAUGCUCCCGUUUAGCGAAAAACCUAACUUUUUUACUGCCUUGUUAUAUGGAGGACAGAUGUUCUUGAAUACAACAUUUGCAUCCUUGUUUCAGAGUGGAAAUCCAUCCACCUUCGUCUGCUGCUGGAAUCGAUCUUAGGUAUUGGCUUUACUUACCAACUUGCAAUGGAUUACUUUAGGGCUACUCUGAACAUGGUUAGCAGAUUGCAGGUUACUUGUAAUAGCAGGCUUGUUGAGUCAUAUGCCCAUUUGUAUCCUUUAUUGCUUCCUAUUGAGAAGUUUGACAAUUAGAUUGAAAGCCAAAGAUGUCACUACAACAAAAGCUGGGCUGUGAUGCAUUUCCAUUUGCCAAAGAAAGCAUUGGAAUAUUGUUGAAAAGCUUCAGAGAAUUACGGUAUCAAUGCACUGACUUUUCUGCUCUCUGCUAAUAAUCCAAACUAGUCUUGGAUCUGAUGAAGGCUAGAAAGGGUCUACAUGUUGAUGUUGUCUCCAAUCCAGGAGUCAAAUUUACAUUAUUUGUAUGUAUUGUACCACACAAUGAAAUUACAUCUCAUAUCGUACAGGCUUUUCUGCAGUCCAUGUGAAUGAAA
Messenger RNA from Prunus avium (sweet cherry), 3950 nucleotides. Its product is annotated as CCCH-type zinc finger family protein. Gene Ontology annotation, biological process: negative regulation of DNA-templated transcription. Gene Ontology annotation, cellular component: nucleus. Lineage: Eukaryota; Viridiplantae; Streptophyta; Magnoliopsida; Rosales; Rosaceae. Gene Ontology annotation, molecular function: RNA binding; metal ion binding. The record is from RefSeq and is a predicted model, not a curated record.